GUCUUACCAAAAGCCACCAAGCUGCUCCAAAAUCAAUUAUAAAAUGGAGAACAUAUCGUAUCAGCAAAUUGUCAAGUCGGGGAUAUCAAACACUGCGAUAAAAGCUACCGCGGAGACCAGUUUUGCGCCCUCUCAAACAUCACAGCCUCCAAAGCAAGUAUUCCAAUUCGUGCCAUCCCAAUCGGAGCCUACGAAAUCAGCCCCUCCGCCUGAAAUUGAAAAGAUUGAGACUUUACCUAACACGCCAGCAAGUGCUCAAACAAAACCUGCUUUUUCCGUGCCAGCAUCUUUUUCAUUCGCACCAUCACAGCCACAAUCAGAGCAGAAUCCUGUUACGAUCGCACAAACGGAGCCUCCCAAACCGCCAAGUCGGCUAAUCGAUAGCCCAGUAUUUGAGGCCGCUGCAAAAAUGGUGAUCGGUAAUCUUCUCCAUGACGUGGUUCGGAAGGAAACUGAAACAAUUGUCAAGAACCUGGUUGAGAAGGAGAAUCAACGGCGGAUCCAGCAACAUAAUCAGAUUGUCGAUACGCUUAAAAGCGAGCUUUUUGUGGCAUUCAUGAGAGAGCAAAUGUACAUCACUGCCAUAGACGUGAAAGCUAGGUUGUUUAGAGAAAGAAAUCUGAAACGAAGAAUACUACAGAAAAUUAAACUAGCUGCGGACAGGCUUUUGGUGAAGCAAAGCGCUAAAAAAAGCAAACUUAACGAGAUCCAUUCGUUUGCCAACAAGGUUCGACCUGCAUUUGUGCUUCCGGCACACGCGUCUUCUCGUCAAUCAUCGCUGAGUCCCUCUCCAUUGAAGAAAAAGAACGGAUUUGAAGAGGACAACGUGAACUGUCUUGUUGAUCUUCAACCAUAUAUCAAUCAACAUCUACGCAUGCUGGUCAUCGUUGAUACAUGGGAUGAUGCGGUUGCAAAAUGGUUGUCCAAUAAACUGUCUCUUAAAGAAACCGUUGAGACAGGGAAGCGUGUCAAGACAGCUAAACUGGAGACAACAGAGGGAACCCUUGCCAUCAGCUCAAUCCCUGACCGAUUUCGUUCACGGGUUGUUUUUAAGAAUGUCAACCUCUUGCUGAUAAAAAUUGAAUACCCUAUAUCGCAUGAUCUCACAACAUCGAGACAAGUUCUGGCCAAAGUGAUUGAGUAUUUGUCGAGAUUCAACAGAGAGGAGCCUGUUACGUUGAUGCUUGUUCUCAUAAAUUUUCCUCACGAAAUUGAACUGAUAUCCAACCCACCCCCAUGGCUCACUGUUAGAAGCAUCAAUCUAAACGCUAAAAUGAGUCCAUUAACGCUGCAAAAUAAGUUUCAUCAAUUUCUCAAAGAGUCUGUCGAAAAAUACCAUCCAUCUUCAUCGUCACUGCAGGACGCCGAGACGACGCUAAUGUCCAGGUACACAACCAUUGAAAAUACGCUUGUGGGUCUUCUCAGAGACGAUCUGAGCAACCGUCACAAACUCGACUAUAUAAGGUCACUUGCAGGCAAACGUAAAGUGUCAUAUGAUUCUGAGGUUUCAUUGAUGACGGAAGAAACUCCGCCAUCGGGCAACUUUGAGUUUUGCAAGACUGACACUCCUUCAUUAGACAUUUCGAAGAAGAAGAAACAGAAGAUCGAUGCGUUGCUUGCUCUGUCAGAAUCUGUGUUGAAACGCUAGUACC
Molecule: messenger RNA, 1652 nt
Organism: Ogataea polymorpha
Lineage: Eukaryota; Fungi; Ascomycota; Pichiomycetes; Pichiales; Pichiaceae
Exons: 1
Source: RefSeq, a predicted model, not a curated record